AAAAGUUCCAUGGAGCUACUUCCACCAAAAAACAACAUUGUCUCGCCUAGAGGCUGCAACAGAAACCUUUAUGGGAUUAUUCUCCUCGUAAUGCUUGGCCUCAAUUGUUCCAUACUGGCAGCAAUUCCACCAGAUGAACAUCCGGUACAGCAGGAACCACUACAACAGCCACAGUCGCAAGCACAGGAUAUGAAAUCAUGCCCCCGCAUGAUGAGACAAAUUUUCGAAGGAUAUGCUCCGAUUGGCGGGCGUGAGGCCGGCAACUACACCGAGUACACGGAAGCCAGUACCCUAAAACCAUGCGUACAGCAUUGCUGUGCCAAAGGAGAUGGCUGCAAUACCGCAUUUAUGUUCAACAAAACAUGCUACCAUGUCAAAUGUCUCAACAACGACCUGUGUCUACCGGCGAAGAAGAAAAAUCUGUCGACAACUCUACAAAUGGUACUGGUAAAUCCAGUGGGGGAAGAAAGCGAAAGCUGGUGGGAAAUAUUAAAAAAUGCAAAUGCACAGGAAAGUCGUUUGAUGGAACCGAACGGUUUGGCAGCAGAGGGGAACAGUAUUUUGAAGAAACUUAAAAGUAUUUACAAUUUGGAACGGAACCGAGAAGAUCUGGUGGAUGGAGUAUACAACAUGCCAUUGAAACAGCUGGCAGACUACGAUUUUGGAAAAUAUCCGGGAAAUUAUCUCAAUGAGCAAUACGAUGAUAUGUUGAUGGAUGAUACGAAGUUGUAUCCUGAAGAAAAAGCGCUUUCUACGAUAACGUGUGAAGUUGGAAAUGAUGCCUCCUGUCCCAAGAAUGAGGUUUGUGUUAGGGUCACGAAUUCUGCAACCGGACUUUGUGUUUGUCCAGAGCACUUUGAAAGAAACAGCAAAAACGCUUGCGUUAGCGUUCAACAAGUGUACGUCCCGCAAACUUUAACAGCUCAGAAGCUAAUCAUGAAUAAUAUUCACAGCGAAGCUGGGGAGAUAGAUGAAGGUAAUCAAGAACCGGCCUCAAAAAAAAAGCUGACAGUUUCAGUCGUUUCCAAAGAUGUUCGUUUGCCGAAUAACGAAGCUGUUCUAUCGGCGUAUGUGAUUCCGGAUGAGGCUACUAGUGGAGACAAGUAUACCUACUCGUGGUCACUGGUUUCACAACCUUCGAAGGGAGACAGCAAUGCAACCAUUACAGAUCAAACAACUCCUCAAGCAAAACUAUCCAAACUCACUGCUGGUCUGUAUCGGUUUAAAGUGACCAUCACCGGUCAACAAGGUUGGUAUGGCGAAGCCUAUCCUAACAUUACUGUUCUACCAGAACAGAAGAUCAACAAGCCACCUGAGGUGAGCAUCACUCCAACGGAACAAACAGUUAAAUUACCUAACCAAAAAGCUAUCCUCGACGGAAGCGCUUCUAAAGAUGAUGAUAAAAUUGUUUCCUGGCAAUGGGAGUUGGUGCAAGGACCAUUGGGAUAUCAGCCGGAACUACCGGCCGUCAGUACUCUUCAGUUGAACAAUCUCACCAUCCCCGGAAAGUACACUUUUAAGUUGACCGUUAUCGAUUCGGAAAAACUAUCGAACAGUACAACAGCAACGAUUGAGGUGUUGAAAGAAAUUGACUAUCCCCCGGAAGCGAAUGCUGGCCAAAACGUGAUCGUCUAUCUACCGAACAAUAACGUAACCCUAAACGGAUCGCUCAGUAAAGAUGAUCACGAAAUCGUCGCCUGGGAAUGGACCAAAGCUAGCACAGAUCAGUCGAAAGCGGUCGAUAUGCAAAAUACAAGGACGCCCUAUCUGCAACUGUCUAAUUUGGAAGAAGGUGUUUAUGCUUUCGAGCUGAAAGUGACCGAUGCCAAGAACCAGAGCAGCACUUCGACAGUGCAUGUCUUUGUCAAGGUACCUUCGAAUAUGCCACCGGUUGCCAGCGCUGGAAGUAAUUACACGAUCAAUUUACCUAAAAAUUGGGCCACGCUGAAUGGAACCGAGUCGAAAGAUGACAUCAGAAUAGUCAGCUGGAACUGGCGGCAAAUAAGCGGACCGAAUACUGCUUUGAUUCUACUCGGAAACAGUUCGAUUGCCAACGCUACUUCGCUAACUAUUGGAGAUUACAUUUUUGAGCUGACCGUCACGGAUGAAGCCAACAACAACGCCAGCGAUCGGGUGAAGGUAUCGGUUGUGCAGGAACGAAACACGGCCCCGGUUGCGAAUGCCGGUGGCGACCAGAGUGUCACACUGCCAACGAAUGCCAUAGUCCUCAAUGGUACACGUUCGUACGAUGAUUUAGCCAUAGCUAACUACAGUUGGACACGGGAACCGGUUAGCUUGGCCAUUGGAACAAUUGUGGAUGAAAGUGAUCGCAAACCGGUGUUGAUUCUAACAAACAUCGUCCCUGGAAGAUACGUAUUCAAGCUGACUGUUACUGACGGUCAAGGACUUUCAGGUACCGAUACCGUUAGUGUCAUCGUUCACCCGGAUCCAAUCGUGAUGAGCCUGGUGGAGCUAACCCUUACCAUGGAAGCCAUAGUUUUAACUCAAUCGGAAUUGGACUCACUACAGCAGAAGUUGGUUCUUCUGAUAGGCGAUAACACUGCACAGCUUCACAUUCGAGAGUUAAAAAUUGAACACAAAACCGGACAAGUUGUAAUCGUGUUUUACGUCGAAAAAAGCGGAGUAAGUUUCCCUUUCUAAAGCGUUCUCACCUUAAAUAAUGUAAUUUAUCACCAGGUUAAAGAGAAACCGGAAAUAAUGCCAGCUUUGGAAGUGGAGAAAAUCUUGAAAGAAAAGUUCUGGCGUGAUUUCACCAUAUUAGGAACGUCGGUUGCGGAAAUUCGAACCACUAUCUGUCAGAAUACCUGUUCGGGACAUGGUGUCUGUAAUGCAGAAACUCGAGAUUGCAUGUGUCAAAGCUUUUGGAUGCCGGAUAUUUUCUUUUUCUGGGGCGUCGCUGAAGCUAAUUGUGAUUGGUCGAUCCUGUACGUCAUAAUAGGUGUUUUUAUCGUGUUUCUGAUACUGUCCGGCAUUUGCUGGGGUAUCACGUGCCUGUGCCGAAGGCCGGGGAAACCGCGCACAAGAAGCAAACCGCAGAAGUACGCCCUGCUCGGAACGAACGAAGAUGAAAUGCCUUCAUUCAACCGCGCCGGCAGUACUGCACUAUCAGAUUCUGAAACCGAUUCGGAUGUUCUGUUCGAGAGCCGUUCAAAACAGAACGGUCUCCCGGGACGGAGCGCUGGUGGCUUAGCAAAUGGAGACGUCCGGAAUGGGCACGCAAAGUACAGCACCACUCGCCUAGGUCGACGGAUCAAAGCUUAGAUCAUGAUGGUAGAUAAGGUAGCUCUACCACCGUUGACCAACUAAUAGCACGAAAACGGAUAAGGAUAGAUAAGAUGCUGUUAAGGUAAUACGUACUGAUUACUUGAUUGUUCUACCUUUGUUGCAUGUGAUUUUUUUUCUAAGGUAUUAUUUUACCAGGGAAUGGUUGAAGUAACUGUACUAUAUAUUGGGUAAAAAAGAUGAUCGUUCCUAUUAUAGGAACGGACAGUGUGAUCUAUAGCAGCCAUCGAGUAAUAGUUAAACAGGUUUUACAUAUUAUUUGAUCAGAUGAAACCAGUGUUAAUACCGCAGUUACGACUAUACAUACAGUUCAUUUAAGUAUCUAACAGAUUUACUAUAAAUCGCCCACGUAAAAGUCAACAAUGCAUUGAAAGCGUGUUCACUUGAUUGUAUUGAAUUUUAUCUUUAUACUGUUUCAGUACUGGGUGUAACUUUUUAAAGACUGCAAGUGAUUAACGAGUUGAACACGGAUUUCAAACGUUGUCGUGAAACGUUUAAAAAUAAGGAAAACCUAUUAAUUACAUGUUACUUAAACUUUUGUUCAAGGAAACCUAUUCUAGUCUGAAUACAGUUUGUUGUGUAAAACGAUAAAUAGUGAAGACAUUUACAUACAUACAUACAUACAUACAUCAAAACUAGGUGUCUCAUUGCAUGAUGAUCUAUGACUUAAGUCUGUGGCUCUAAAUCGAGUGCAAUCACUGAUUUCACUGAAUUCCUAUUUUAUUAUUUUUGUAUUUCAAAAUUGUAGUUGUCAUCUACGGUGUACAUAAUGAAAUGAGCCAUUCGAUGCAAAAUAACGGGAACAAUACGAAAUUCUUUCGAUAUUUUUCGAUUUCAAUGUCACUUUUUCGAAUAAAAAUAUGAAAAUUUGGUUGUUUGUUGAAUUUUGUCAAAUUGGAUUAAUGCAUAUUCCUGACAGUUUUCCAAUUUUAAAUUUUAAAAUGUUUUGCAAGAGAGUCUUGCAAAAAAUCAAAGUAUUAAUUUUUAAAUAUCCACGUUUUAUUUUUUUUUAAUUUUUUACAAUUUUUUCGAAAAAGUCAUUCCGCUAUCUUUUCUGGGAUAAAGACACACUUUUUCUACGCGACCUGUCACGUCAGACGACUAAUAUCCCAUCACUAUACGCAAUUUUUCUCACACGAUGCUGGAGAAUCACUUCGAGUGACGUGAAAUGCUCAUUGAUGGGCAAUGGAGAAUCUCACGUCAUCCGAUUCGAUUCCCCGACUAGGGUGAAAAAACUCACGCGGAAGAAAGUAAAUUUGUCGUCUAACGUCACAUGCCGUACAGAAUAAGGUAUGUUGUGGAAUCAAAUAUUUUUCUGUUAACGGGUCUAUUUCUUUACACACGCUUAACUUUUAAACUGGCGCAAAGGUUUAGCAAGGGUGAAAAUAUCAGCCCUAAGCUCUUUAAAAACAAUCAUAAUUAUUUUAUCUUGACCCUUUUAUGAUUUAUGGUUUUGAUUGGGGUUUGGUCCGAGCAUUUAUCGAAUGUUGCCAACUGUCAAUUUUCGGGAAAACAAAAGUACUAUCUCACUCUAGACCAGUGAACUACGAUUCAUAAACUGAAACCACAGACUAAGAAUAAAUCAUUGAAGUAACCUAGCGUUCCACGAAUUUGGAUGUCACUGUAAUGUAUCUGUAAAGUAUUUUAAAUUAAAUUCAUUCCGCUUAUUCGAACCCAGUGAUUUUAGAUGAAAAAAUAUAUUAAUAAGUUCUUGCAGAAAACAAGUCCCCUUAACCACUAUGUACUUAAACAGGAAAAAUAGUUUUAAAAAUUAAAGAGAUCGCGAAAAUAGGCAAACAGAAGAAAUAGUAUUAUUGAACGAUUAUUACCAAAAAUAAAAUUCUAACAAAUUGAACGGAUAAUAACGUAUUUUUUAAAAAUAAACCGUACGCUACAAAUAUAUGAUAAAGAUAUAUGAAACGAUUCA
Topomyia yanbarensis is the source of this 5230-nucleotide messenger RNA. Its product is annotated as dyslexia-associated protein KIAA0319-like protein. Lineage: Eukaryota; Metazoa; Arthropoda; Insecta; Diptera; Culicidae. The record is from RefSeq and is a predicted model, not a curated record. Gene Ontology annotation, cellular component: cytoplasmic vesicle; plasma membrane. The transcript is spliced from 6 exons.